This is a messenger RNA of Cydia strobilella, 2325 nucleotides long. Its product is annotated as facilitated trehalose transporter Tret1-like. The record is from RefSeq and is a predicted model, not a curated record. Gene Ontology annotation, molecular function: transmembrane transporter activity. The transcript has 9 exons. Gene Ontology annotation, cellular component: membrane. Gene Ontology annotation, biological process: transmembrane transport. Bases 113 to 1570 code for a protein of 485 amino acids. Lineage: Eukaryota; Metazoa; Arthropoda; Insecta; Lepidoptera; Tortricidae.
AGUAGCGGUCGCGCGCGGCAAUUGUUUAAAAUUCGAUUUUUUUUAACUUUUCGUUUUGCGCGCGGUCAGUCAUUUUUCAUGUUUUUAAAUUUGAGUGUAUAAAAAAAGUAAAAUGUUAAAGUAUACGGUGAAGAAAUAUUGCUCUGAAGGGAGCAGGAUUAAUCAAGUGAUUAUGGCUUCUUUAAUGGUCCUCCCAGUAUUCUCGUACGGCAUGGCGGUCGGCUGGCUGUCCCCGAUGGGUCCGCGUCUCAUCAACGACCCGAGCCUGUCCGCGUCCGUAUCCACGGACGUGGUGUCGUGGAUGGCGUCCGUGGUGUACCUGGUGGGCACGCCGUCCGUGUUCCUCUUUGGAUACAUCGUGGAUAACUAUGGAAGGAAGAGGGCGCUUAUGUUCACUUCCUUCUCUAUGGCUGCAUGUUGGGGUUUGAAAUUAUAUUCAACAUCUACAUGGGCGCUCAUCACUGCGCGAGCCAUUAUAGGCCUGGGAGUCAGUGGCUCAUACGUGGUCACCCCACUCUACAUCAAGGAGAUAAGCGAAGACUCCAUCCGCGGGACCCUCGGAAGCUUGGUCGUCCUCAGCCAAAACCUGGGCAACCUAGUGGUGUAUAUCAUGGGGGAAUAUUUAAGUUACCACGCGGUUCUUUGGAUCUGUCUGGCGGUGCCGCUGGUGCAUUUGUUGGUGUUCGCUACGAUGCCAGAAACACCGUCGUAUUUGUUAAAGUGUGGGAAGGUUGAGGAAGCUCGGGAAGCACUGGGGUGGCUACGCUGUCAGAGCUCAGGGGCAGUGGACAGCGAGCUAAAGAUGCUCCUCAUAGAACUAGAGCAGAACAAGAACAACCAGUUCAGAUAUGCCAUCAAAACUCUUGCGUCAGACCGCAUCGCCUGCCGCGCCUUCCGCAUAGUCCUCACCAUAACCCUGGCCAGAGAACUCUGCGGAUGCCUAGCCGUCCUCCACUUCGCCUCGAAGAUCUUCAGCGAGGCCAACCACAGCGGCAACUGGGUGCUGACAGCCAACCAGCAGGCGGCGGUGCUGGGCGCCGUGCAGCUGUUCGGGUCGGUCACGGCUUCCACUUUGGUGGAGAGGACUGGGAGGAAGCCGCUCCUAGGCGUGACAUGUUUCGUGUCCGGCGUGUCCAUGUGUCUCCUGGGCGCCUGGUUCGCUAUGGGCGGCGGCGGCUGGCUGCCCGUGGCGGCGCUGUGUCUCUGCAUCUACUGUGAUGCGGCCGGGCUACAGCCAGUGCCGUUCGUGGUGAUGACAGAGAUGUUCUCCUUCCAACUCCGCGGCACCGUAACCUCCCUAGUCAUAGCCUUCGCCUGCGCCCUCGUCUCGAUCGAGCUUCGCUUCUUCCACCCCCUCUCCGAACUGGCCGGUCUCCACACAGUCUUCUUUCUAUUCGCCGGCGUUUGCCUUGUCAGCACCAUCUACAUCGUCAUCUGCGUGCCAGAGACAAAGAUGAAGACCAUAGACCAGAUAUACGCUAGGAUUGGCGGGAAAGGUCGAGAUGGCGGAAAGGAAGAUGGUGGAAAAGAAGUGAAGGGAUGCGAAGCGCCUGACGUAACGCGGUUGUAGGUUAAUUUUUAGGUUAAUAUUUAUUGUUUGUUUAGAAAAGUAAGUAGAUGUGGACUUUAGUAAUUUGAUUACUAUACCGAAAUAUGUGUAGGUAGUGAAUGAGAUGUAAUUUCAGUCUGUAGUCGAGUGAAAGUUAGACAAGUUGUAUAUUUUCAGUGUUUAGCCACAGUAAAGCAGAGACGCUUUCCAAAUGGAUUUUCGUACAUUGACCCGCCUCUUACUAUCUCUAUUGCACGCGCAUAAUUAUAUUGCUGUCCCGCCCAUGAUGCCGGUUGUCAAUGUCACUGUACGAGUUUGACAGCGAUAUAAUUAUGCGCGUGGCGGGUUAAUGUACCUACGAAAAUCUAUCUGUAGAGAAAGUGUCUCUUCUUUACAUAGUAACCAUACACUUUGCAAGGUGAAUAUAUAAACUUUAACUGUAACUCACAAAUUGUCAGUUACGGGUCCCCGGUAAGCUUGGUUCUUCAUACAAGCGUAGCCGUAGUUACGCUCUCAUUUUAUCCAACACGUAGUUUUAAACCACCAGCUGAAAUAAAUAAAACUAAAUCUAAAUCUAAAAUUUAAAAUGAGAACGAAACUCCGUUUGUAUGGGAAGGUGAAAUUCGGCCGAGCUUGCCGGGGACUCUUAGGUAAUUACCUAACGAAACUAAUUAGUUUAGUAGGCAUUUCAACUAUUUCGUUAAGUUUAGAAUCGAUGUAUUAGAUAGAUACUUAAAUGUUUUUUAGAUUAUAUUAACGAUUAACAUCAUUGUACA